This is a messenger RNA of Rhipicephalus sanguineus (brown dog tick), 926 nucleotides long. RefSeq lists its product as uncharacterized. The transcript is spliced from 2 exons. The record is from RefSeq and is a predicted model, not a curated record. Lineage: Eukaryota; Metazoa; Arthropoda; Arachnida; Ixodida; Ixodidae. Bases 122 to 670 code for a protein of 182 amino acids.
GUUUCGGCGACUGCUCAUUCUUAGUAAAAAAGGAAACAAAAGCGGCGCCGGCCUGGACGACGUGGAGUCUGCCACUAUCACGUGGCCAUAUUUCCAACUUCUUUUCUUCCUAAAGGAUACGAUGGAGACAAGGGCGACAUCCGGAAAUUAUGUUAGUGGUGCAAGACGGCAGAGCGCCGCCAGCUUGCCCUCUAGCCUGGGUGCACCACUAAGGCCUGCAAGCCAGGUGCAGGCUGCCAGCCAGCCACCGAGGCUUGAUAGCCCUGCAGUCAGCGUCGGCCCGAGUGUACAGGAGCUUCUGGGUGACGUCACCCAAUUUGAUGACCAUUGUUUCGACACCAUGUCAGAAGCUUCUGUACAUUCGGAUGAUGCUUCAGUGGUCUACACAGACACACCAGCAGCAACAACAACUGUUCCACAACCUGCAGUCGUUGAUGUGACUUCCACUCCAGCUCAGAGAAAAAAUCGGAAGCGCAAAAACGACGAAGAAGUCGACAGCAUCACACGAAAUGUGCAGGACUUGUGCGAAACUCUCAAAAGAACCGAGCCACGCAAUGAGCACGAACAUUUUGGCCUGUGCCUCGCGAAGUACAUGGCCAAGGUACCUGAAGAGCGGCAGCUGGAAAUGAAGGUCAAGCUGAUGGAAGUAGUAAUGGAAUAUGGGGCAUAGUUUUCCUUUCUUUUUUUUAGUCUCAUUUCAGUUUAUAAUUUAGUCAUUAAAUCUGUAAUACUUUUAUUUCUUUGUUAUAGUCAGGGCUACUUGCAAUUUAGAUUAUUUUUUUUCUAGGGUGUGCGAAUAUUCGAGUUUCGAAUUCGAAUCGAAAAAUUCGAUUUGAUUUUCGAAAAGCUAGUAUUCGAAGUUUCGAAUAAUUCGACAGGACGAAUAUCUAAAAUGCGACCAAGUCCAAUGGUGUAACUUGGUUGGU